This is a messenger RNA of Naegleria lovaniensis, 321 nucleotides long. RefSeq lists its product as uncharacterized. NCBI's taxonomy places the organism in Eukaryota, Heterolobosea, Eutetramitea, Acrasida, Naegleriidae. The record is from RefSeq and is a predicted model, not a curated record. Bases 1 to 321 code for a protein of 106 amino acids. The transcript has a single exon.
AUGAGUAAAUAUAGUCUUCAACCACCAUCAUCAGAUUACAAUUCAGUUCCCUCUUAUGCUUUCCAACAACCAGUAAACCAUCAAUUCCCUCCUCCAUACUCGGAACACCAACAACAACCUCAACACAAUGCUGUGAUCUACAAUAAGGGUGGGUUUGUCGUACCAGAACAACAACCCUACAUUCCUAGCCAAUAUGAAGUGAAUGGAGUAUUGAAUCCAGCCUCUAACACAAUCAUUCAGUACACAACAGGAAACAACCUGAAUCAAGGAAAAGCUCAAGACUGGGAUAAGAAUCCAAACUCAUGUUGUACAAUUCUGUAG